AUGAUAUUUGAGCCUGAACGACGAGUCCCUUUACCGGAACAAGAUCUACUCUCCUAUAUCUUUAACGACCCAAAAACCUACGAUCCGAAUGAACCGAUCUACGUCGAUACUAAGGACCAAACGCAGACAGUGUCCUUCAACCAAGCCCGAACCAUCAUCCGGCGUCUGAUCACCGGCCUGCGAGCGGCGGGGGUGCAAGUGAAUGACUGUGUCGCUGUACAUGCCUUCAACAACCUCCAUUAUAGCCUCUUCGUCCUGGCAAUCAUCGGAACUGGUGGUGUCUUCACAGGCACCAAUCCCUCCUACCGGUCCUGGGAGCUCGAGCACCAUUUAAAGACAUCGCAGGCCAAGUUUAUCAUCACCGAGCCUGACCUGGCGUCCUCAGUGAUGACUUCAGCUCAGCAGGUCGGUAUAUGCCAUGACCACAUCUGGGUCUAUGAUCCCAACGGGAGUGCCAUGCUCUCCACCGGCCUGCAAUCCUGGACAACGCUCUUAGACCAUGUCGAGUCGGACUGGCUGCGACCUAUCGCCCCGAAGAAGACUACGGCCGCUCGCUUCUUCAGCAGCGGAACUACCGGCCUUCCCAAGGCCGUGGAAAUCACCCACCACAAUCUGCUUGCUCAGCAUUGCCUUGUGUUUGAGGCACAUCCAAGACCGUAUCGAAUGACAUUCCUCAUCGCUCUUCCCGUCUUCCAUGCCGCCAUAGCCCCCCUCGUACACAUCAGCGCCCUCCGCUCCGGCUAUAUAAUGUACAUCAUGCGUCGCUUUGACCUGACCCGAUAUCUUGACCUAAUCAAUCAAUACCCCAUCACAGAUCUCAUCAUCGUUCCACCCAUCCUCCACGCGCUAGAAACAUCCACCCAUCCCCACCGAGACACUGCACUCCGCAAACUGAAAAACAUAGUCUGCGGCGCCGCCCCUCUGUCUCGAAACAUGCAGGCUAAAGCAACCCGGCUCCUCGCACCCGGCGUGCCUCUGACGCAGGGUUGGGGCAUGACCGAGUCAUGCUGUGCAUCGAUGAUGUUCCCCUACCCGGAAUGUGACGAGACGGGGUCUGUGGGGAGACUUGUUCCAAACAUAGAGGCGAAACUUCUCGAUGAUAAUGGAAGACACAUAUCCGCCUCCAACACACCAGGGGAACUCUACAUUCGUGGGCCCACAAUUACAUCGGGGUACUUCGACAACCCCAUCGCGAACAACUCGUCCCUUGACACAGAUGGGUGGCUCCGAACAGGUGAUAUAGCCAUGUGCGACGCGGACACGCGGAAAUGGUACAUUAUCGAUCGCAAGAAGGAUUUGAUCAAGGUUCGCGGUUUUCAGGUUUCCCCAUCAGAGAUCGAGGCUGUGCUGUUGACGCAUCCGCGCGUGGGUGAUGUCGCUGUUAUGGGUUUUGUUAGUGGUGAUGGCGAUGAUGGUUGUUUGGAGCAACCACGCGCCUAUGUGGUUUUGACGGCUGGGACUGAGUGUGUAUCUGAUAUUAUAUUGGAGCAGUAUGUGGCGGACAGGUUAGCAAGGUAUAAGCAGUUGACUGGUGGGGUGAGGUUUGUUAAGGUCAUACCGAGAAAUGCGAGUGGGAAGAUUCUUCGUCGGGGUUUGCUAGAUGGGGACGGGAUUGAGAGCGAUGGGGGAAAGGGGAGUACAGUGAGGAUUGGGGCCAAGUUGUGA
This is a messenger RNA of Penicillium crustosum, 1665 nucleotides long. Its product is annotated as acyl--CoA ligase. Gene Ontology annotation, molecular function: CoA-ligase activity. Gene Ontology annotation, biological process: secondary metabolic process. The record is from RefSeq and is a predicted model, not a curated record. The coding region runs from base 1 to 1665 and encodes 554 amino acids. NCBI's taxonomy places the organism in Eukaryota, Fungi, Ascomycota, Eurotiomycetes, Eurotiales, Aspergillaceae. The transcript has 5 exons.